UUUCCCCAAUCUCUGCUUCUUACGAUCUGCCGAAAGUGAAAAUGGCGAAACAAAGCAAAUCAAGAAGAGCUGAAAACAUAGGCAAAGGCAAAGUUACUCCAGUCCAAAUUGCUUUCAUCGUCGACCGUUACCUUUCUGAUAACCAUUUCACUGAAACCCGCUCCACUUUUCGCUCCGAAGCUUCACAUCUACUCUCUAAAUCUCCCAUCCAUGAGGCGCCGAGGAGUUUAUUGAGUUUAGGAGCAAUGUUGGAUGAGUACAUAAGAUUGAAAGAGCAGAAAGUGUUUUUAGAGCAAGAGAAAAUGCAGGUUCAGAAUUUGCUUAGGGGGAUGCAAGGUGUUAUGAACAUUUAUAAUGCAAGUGCAAAUGUGACACCACCUCCCUCAAUUCCUGCUUCUUCAAUGCCCAAAUCAGCAGGUUAUUGUUCUGGUUCAGCUCUUAUGUCAGCAUCAAUGCCUUCCAACACUGCCGUAGAUACCAUGAAAUUUUCUUCUCCAAAUUCCAUCCCAACAACUUCAAAAAGAAAAGGGUCCAAGGAUGUUUCAUAUGCUUCCACAGCUGCCAAGAAAUCUCGUACUCGGUCGCCCACCAAUCAGUACAACAAUGUUAUGAGGAGCUCUGUAGUUCAGUUAUCAGAUCCCAUUGAUGAACCAAACAAGUCACAAGUCCAAGGAUCUAACAUUGACAAGUAUUUGUUCAACCACCCCAUUCAGUCCCUUGUAACUAAUUCUGCUGGUCCUAAGACACCUCCAAUAGAAUCUUCAUCCCAAAUUGAUAAAACUAUCUCUCCACCAGAUAUUUGUUCAACAGCAACUUUCAGCAAAGAAGCUACUCCCUCUCAUCUAAUGUCGACUAACCGCAUGGUCAUCUCUUCAGAGACAAUUCAAGUGACCCCCACCAAACAAAUAGCAUACUAUUCCAUAGAAAGAAAUCACUGUGUUUCGAAUUCUUCACCAGUUAAAGCAAACCUGAAGAGGCCUGUGAAGAGAGAUCAAGUAAAAGGUAGGUUGGAUUUUGAUGCCUCAGAUAUUCCAAGUUGUUCAGAGAUGCCACAAAUUCCUGACAUGAUUUCGACAUCUGAGUCUGAGAAGGAAGGAGAUAUUUUUGACUUGGAUUUUCCUAACUUAGAUGCUCUGGGUGCAAAUUUUAGUUUUUCUGAACUGCUGCGUGAUUUUGACAUUGAUGAACAAGGGAUUGAUUAUUCUUGCCUGGACAAACUGGACUUUUCUCCAGAUUCAUUUUCAGGGUCACCAUAUGAGUCUGGAAAUGUCAAAAAUGAUGAAAACCAAGUUACAUCACAGAUUUCAUCGACAGUUACUGAAGUCUUUUCGGAGAAAGAUACAAGUUUGCUAGGUUCAGAUACUGUGAAAACCGUGAAAUCUGUUACCAAGCGUGUCCAGCUUGUAAGUCCUGUUAAGAGUAACAGAAGCUCGAGAAAUUAGAACUCGUGUGCAAGAAAUUGACUAAAUUCUUUGACAGAUGGAUAGGGAAGCUGACAUGCUAGA
Messenger RNA from Nicotiana attenuata, 1505 nucleotides. RefSeq lists its product as uncharacterized. Bases 42 to 1442 code for a protein of 466 amino acids. Lineage: Eukaryota; Viridiplantae; Streptophyta; Magnoliopsida; Solanales; Solanaceae. The record is from RefSeq and is a predicted model, not a curated record. The transcript has 6 exons.